Molecule: messenger RNA, 249 nt
Organism: Mesitornis unicolor (brown roatelo)
Lineage: Eukaryota; Metazoa; Chordata; Aves; Mesitornithiformes; Mesitornithidae
Gene: NDUFA7
Product: NADH dehydrogenase (ubiquinone) 1 alpha subcomplex, 7, 14.5kDa
Exons: 2
Biological process (GO): mitochondrial electron transport, NADH to ubiquinone; ATP synthesis coupled electron transport
Cellular component (GO): mitochondrial inner membrane
Source: RefSeq, a predicted model, not a curated record
AGGACGCAGCCGCCGCCUCGGCUCCCAGUAGGUCCUAGUCACAAGGUCGCCGGUAAUUAUUACUGCAGCCGGGACGGACGGCGAGAGGCUCUGCCACCCAUCGUGGUGGUGACGGCGCAGAAGACGCUGGCAGCGGGGGCUGAGGCGAGCAGUUCAGGCUCUGCAGUGACAACAGCUGAGAAAAAGCCAGUGACACCAGGACCACCGCUUAAGAAGUGGGAAAUUUCAAAAGACCAGCCCUAUUUGUGA